Batrachochytrium dendrobatidis JAM81 is the source of this 810-nucleotide messenger RNA. RefSeq lists its product as uncharacterized. The annotation marks the transcript as partial. The record is from RefSeq and is a predicted model, not a curated record. NCBI's taxonomy places the organism in Eukaryota, Fungi, Chytridiomycota, Chytridiomycetes, Rhizophydiales. Gene Ontology annotation, molecular function: microtubule motor activity; ATP binding; microtubule binding. Gene Ontology annotation, biological process: spindle elongation; microtubule-based movement; mitotic spindle organization. Gene Ontology annotation, cellular component: microtubule associated complex. The transcript is spliced from 4 exons.
AUGUAUACACACCCCACCAGAUAUUCUGCUACAAUAUUUGCGUUUGGUCAGACCGGAAGUGGAAAAACAUUUACUAUUACUGGGCCAGAGGGUGCUCAGACCUCAGAUACAGUAGGUAUUGUCCCAAGAGCCUUGAAUUUUUUAUUUGAAAAAAUCAAUGCUAUGCGUAGUUCAACUCAGCUGGAAAGCAUCCGAAUCCAGGCAUCCUAUCUAGAAAUUUAUAAUGAACAUGUUCAAGAUUUACUCAAUCCCCACAACUCUGCACUUCCAGUUAGAUGGAGUGCCGAUCGCGGAUUCUAUGUCGAGAAUCUUUACAUUGUGGAUUGUGAUGGUUUAGACGACUCACUUGCUGUAUUAGAGGAAGGCAAAAACAGAACUGUUGCUUCCCAUGACAUGAAUGAGCACUCAUCUAGAAGUCACAGUGUGUUGACUAUAUAUUUGGAAACACAAAAUAAAGACGAUUCUAUGGGAAGAACGGUAAAAUGCCAUGGAAAGAUCAGUUUUGUAGAUUUGGCAGGAAGCGAAAAGGUAAAAGAAUCAAAAGCAGCUGGAGAUACUUUUGCUGAGGCAUUGAGCAUUAACAAAAGCCUGUUAAAUCUGGGAAUCUGCAUAUCUGCAUUAUCUGAUCCUAAAAAAAGAAAUGGACAUAUACCCUUUCGUGAUUCCAAACUUACAAAGCUGCUUGCAGAUUCUCUUGGUGGACAUGGCGUGACUUUAAUGAUAGCAUGUAUAUCUCCUGGAUCGCUCAACAUUCAAGAAACAAACAAAACGUUAAGGUAUGCAUCCAAGGCUUGUAAAAUCCAAACCAAA